Messenger RNA from Nicotiana attenuata, 459 nucleotides. Its product is annotated as heat shock cognate protein 80-like. Bases 1 to 459 code for a protein of 152 amino acids. The record is from RefSeq and is a predicted model, not a curated record. Gene Ontology annotation, biological process: cellular response to heat; protein stabilization; protein folding. Gene Ontology annotation, cellular component: protein-containing complex; plasma membrane; cytosol. Gene Ontology annotation, molecular function: ATP-dependent protein folding chaperone; ATP hydrolysis activity; ATP binding. NCBI's taxonomy places the organism in Eukaryota, Viridiplantae, Streptophyta, Magnoliopsida, Solanales, Solanaceae. The transcript has a single exon.
AUGAUCCGAUUGACCAUCCGAAACUCACCCGAGGCCCCCGAGCUUGAUGAGAGUGAAGAUGAGAAGAAAAAGCAGGAAGAAUUGAAGGAGAAGUUCGAGGGACUGUGCAAGGUCAUCACGGAUGUACUAGGAGACAAGGUAGAGAAGGUUGUUGUCUCUGACCAUGUUGUGGGCUCUCCCUGCUGCUUAGUCACUAGGGAGUAUGGCUGGACUGCUAAUAUGGAGAGAAUCAUGAAGGCACAAGCACUCAAGGACUCUUGCAUGGCUGGAUACAUGUCUAGCAAGAAGACCAUGGAGAUCAACCCAGAGAAUGCUAUUAUAGAAGAGCUGAGGAAGAGGACUGAUGCAGACAAGAAUGACAAGUCUGUGAAGGAGUUGGUUCUCUUGCUGUUUGAGACUGCCUUUCUCACCUCGGGUUUCAGCCUUGAGGAACCUAACACCUUUGGCAACAGAACCUAA